Anoplophora glabripennis (Asian longhorned beetle) is the source of this 1858-nucleotide messenger RNA. Its product is annotated as EF-hand domain-containing family member B-like. The transcript has 9 exons. Bases 110 to 1339 code for a protein of 409 amino acids. The record is from RefSeq and is a predicted model, not a curated record. Lineage: Eukaryota; Metazoa; Arthropoda; Insecta; Coleoptera; Cerambycidae.
CGCGUCUUUUCUGUGUGCGCGUCUCUGGGUUGUCUUGUCUCUGGCCCUAUCAAUUUAACAAUUUUUUUUAUUAAUUCCAGUUCAUUCAAUUUAUAGUGAUUUUAAAAGUAUGGCAAAUAAAGGAAAAUUUAUUGACAGAAUACCUAUAAUACAUGCUGCGGGGAAGUCUACAGAGGUAGCUGAGGACACUGUAACAUCCACUUUAAGAGAAUGUUCUUUAAGGGAUCAAACAACAUCCAUGAAACAUGAUACAAACAUUUCUAAGGAAGAUGUUUCCGUUCCACCUUCAAAUGUGUCGCCAAAUAAAAUUGUAUGUUGUACCACAAAUAUAGAGGUAAAAGAAAUAUUAAAUCUACCACCGCAAACUGAGUGUCAGGAAUUAAUUGAGGACUUGAAAGAUGCUCCACAUGAAACGGAAAAACAAGUUGAAUUGACAACUCAAGAAUUGGUAAGCCCUCCAGAACCUCCAUAUAAAGUGAUUUGGGACAGCCAUGCUAUGCAUGAAAGGUAUAAGAAGACUCACGAUGACUUUAACCCAUCUGAGAGGAUUAGCAGAGGGUACGAUGAUCAUUUUGAUCCUGCUCAGAAAUUUGAAGGUAAAACACAAUACGAUGCAAGAGGCAUAUGGGUAAGGUGUGCCUGCGAGUGGCACAGCCACGAACCCAUAAUUUGCGUCGAUCGAAUCCAAGCGAAUUUCAACGAACGAACAAAACCGCAAGUGGGCAAGGUUUUAUCUCCUAAUCACAACUUGGACUGUGUCCCAAAGGGUCACAGUUUUGGAAGAGUAAAGCCUGAGUCGUCUGACGGCAUAUCCGAUUUGAUAACUAACUCGAAUCAGUCUUCGUGUUUGUUUAAGCGAGACUUCUACAAGUGGCUAGGGUCCUUGAACGAUUUAAAAUUGUCGUUGAAGCAUAGAAGUGAUGAGGAUUUUCAUUUCAACGAUUUCUGUGAGAAAGCCCUGCAUUUCGACAAAAACCAUACGGGGUGGUUGCCAGUAGACACAUUUUUCGAACUGUGCAUGUGUCACAAACUCACGUUCCCUAAGGAAGACAUCGAAUCUCUUAUGAGGAUUAUGAAUAUUAUUGUGGACGACAAAGUCGAGUAUGGAAGAUUCAUUGAAAUAAUUAAUGUCAAUUCACCAAUGUUCCAAAUAAUGGAGUUUCAUGAUAUACCGAAGACAAGCAGGUACUACGUGGGACCAGAUCAGGCUGCAACUUGCGACUACAUGAUAAUGGACAGUUCAGGCAUGCACGCAGCUGGAUUACCGUCCGUCCAUUCUGAUCAUUUUCACAUCUCUACAAAACUGGCAGCGGACGAGCAAGAAUUUGAGAAAAUAUAAGGUUUGUUUCAUAAAGAAUAUUGCUUUAACGUUACUGCCAUCGCUCAGACUGAAUAUUAUCUUCUUUUUUAUUUCUACUCAAGUUGAAUCGACUGUUUUUAACGUUGUUUUUAAAGAUGAAAAACUACUACAUAGUUAGAUAAGUAUAUGUUAAAAAAAUUUUGAUAUUAUUUUUAUCCAUUAGCGAUUAAGUCUUUAGACCUAAUAAUAAUAUUUUUUUUCUAUCACAUCCAAAAAGAAAAAAAACAUUUAUAUGGUCAGAAUAUUUGCUUGCAUCUCGUACAUUCAUAAGCUUUCAUAGUACUCCUCUAGCUAGGAAAUAAAAUUUAUUUGUUACUAAAAAAAUAUUUAGAUUUAAAUGCAUUUAAACUUGUGGCAAUUUUUGUUUCAUUUGGCAGCCACAUUGUCAUUGAAAAGGUAUUGCUUUGCUAGCAUUUAGGUUUUAAAAUUAAAUAAUUGUAGUUGUAGUCUCAAAAAUGUAAAUGCAUAAUUCGUAUAUUAAUAAAUCUGCAAAAAUUA